UAUCGCCAACUGCGAACAGUGCCACGGGUCGGUCGCGUAUGGUCUUCAGGAGCUAAAUGGGCCGGAGGACAGAGAUCAUGUCCUGGGCGGCGGUGAUUGCGGUGGCCGCCGGCUCCCUGAGCCCGGCCACCGGGGACGCCGUGGUGCGAGUGCCUGAUGGCCCCGCCAUUAAGGUGAACAUGCCCGGCGGGUACUGCUGGCGGCUCCCGGGUCCCGCGGCUGAGGAGAAAACCGGCGAGGCGGCUGGGGCGGAUCCCGCGGCCUUGCAGCUGGGUGCCUGGGGCGCUCAGGAGCACCUCUUGUGCAUGUCCGAUGCGACUGACGAGGCAGUGGUCACAGUGAGCCCGGAGCUGCCUGCGACGGAUCCCGGGGACUUUGGCUUCGGCGAGGGUGUGGCGGUAGGCCUUCGCCCUCGUGUCCAGACCUCUGCGCUGUGGCCUUUGCAGGCGAAGACUCCGAGCCUGGGCGUGCCCUUCCGUGGCGAGGCGGCGCGCUUGGUGGCCAUCCAAGCCUCCGUGAAUGCCCAGAUGAUGAUGGAGUUCCCGUUGGUGGCAGUGCAGUUCCGGAGGUGGCCCAUUGACGUCGCGCCUGUGAACCCGACCGCUGGGUCUUGUCGGCCAGAGGCGGUGCCAGGCGCCAACCGCAUGGCCUGCCGCCUGGCGAACGCGAAGGCCUUGGAGCUGGUGGUCUUCUGCCGCCCUUGCGCCCAGCACUCCGCGACCAUGCAGAUCUUAGGCAAAACGCUUCGGAGCACCGACGCGCCGUGGCUGGGGUUGACGGCCCAUGGGAAAGAGACGCAACAGUGGGAAGUGACGGUGCGACAGUACAUAGACGGCCAGGAGGAAGUCCAAGACUUUGUCAUUGCCGCCGUACUGGGGGAGAGCGACGUGGAGUGGCGCGAAUCUGGGGCCCAGCGCCGCAUCCGGCUACUGGGCAACGGGCUCAUGCAGGCCACGCUGGUGGCAGCAGUGGCCGGCCUCGUGCUGCUCCGCGGCGGCUUUGGCAGCGGCGGCAGCAGCGGCCCCACGGCGCUGGUGCCGGGGCUGGCGGCCACGGCGCUCUCCGUGCCAUACCUCGCGUUGCUGUCGCAGGCGUCAGCGCCCAGUCUGCUGCAGUCCGCCUUCGGCUCGCAGAUCUUCUCGCUGCGCCCCGCGGUCGCCUUGGCGCAGGCCAUGUUGGCGCUGCUUGCAGUGCUGGCGCUGCAUGGCUAUGCUGCCACCCGCUUCCUUCAGGCCAACGGCCCUGGCGCCGCAGAGGUGAUGCCACACGGUCUGAGCUUCGGCGCCUGGGAGCUGCGCGCGGUGACCUACUUGGCUGUGCCUGUCUCCGCCGCCGCGGCGAAGAUGGCCGCCUUCUGCCACCCCUCCGCCAGCUUUCUGGAGCUCGUGGUGGGCCUUCUGGGGUGCCUCAUCAUGCUGGGCCUUCUGGCGCUCCCUUGGCAGACCAUGCGCAAACUCCGGGAGCUGUUCCAAGAGUCCAAAGUCAUCUGUCUGCAGCACCCAGAUACGGGGCACCUGCAGUACGUGGACCGGGUCUGCGACCAGUUGCACGCUGUACCCUUCAAGCCCAAGUCCCGGCUCCUGGGCAGCUGGAGCGAGUCCUCGAGCUGGCAGUACAGCCCACCCGUGGCGACCGUCCGGGACUUGGAGUACCGGGGCACCUGCAAGGAGCGCGCCGGCGAUCCCUGGGACCGCACUUGGUCCUUGGGGCCCUGGUGUGAAGAGUCAAGCAAUCACGUGCGCACGCCCAUCUCCGAAGGAAUGAGGCUGCGCACAACGUCCCUGGAUUCGACCUUUAGUAUAGAGCAACCCCUCAUGCAGUCUGGGAAGUGGAAGCCGGCGCCCAGCCAGAGCUCCUUGCUGGGCUCGCACCCGGUGACGGUGACCACGCGCUUCGCGUUUUCCGGCCGCUUCGGAGUGGCCGGCGUGGCUGGGCUGCCGUGGCUGGACGUGGCCGUACCUGCGGACGCGCUGAAGCAGAUCGAGCAGUGCAUGGCCAAUAUCCGGCUCAGAGUCCAGGCCAGCCAGCUGGCUGGGCCUAUCACCUGCGGCCGGUUCAGCGCCUGCUUCGAGGCUACUCAUCGCAAGCCGUGGUGGUGGGCGUACGACGUGCUCCUCAAGGUGGCGGCAGGUUGCACUGUGGCCCUUGCUCCAGAGCUGACUGCGCAAAGGCCGGUGCUGCAAGUGUCCUGGCUCCUGGCAAUGCUGGCCAUGGCCACCUGGGUGGCCUGCGUGUUGCCGCACGUGCACUUCGUGGAGAAUUUGGCGGCGGCCUGCGGCGCCUUCGCGGCGCCGCUGGGCACGGCCUUCUACCUCUUCGGCCACCAGGUCCAGGACCCGCAGACGGCGCAGGUGGCCGCCGCGGGGGUGCUGCUGUUUGCGUACCUCCCCGCCCUACUGGCCCUGGCGGCCAGCCUUUGCCUUCUGCGCUGCUCCUCUGAUCGCGCUGAGGCGCUGGAUCAGGUGCCUGGCUGGGGUGAGCUGUCAGGCGCCAGGAUCGGUGCACCCUCUGGCUACCUGCCGCUGCUAUGCGAGGACGACAGCCCCCCGCGGGGCAAAGUUGCGCCCAGCGAGACCGCCGCGGCCCAAGCGGAGCUCCAUUUGGCCGACGGAGUGCUCUUGUCCAUAGACCCCACCAAGGCCUGCAGGGUGAACCUGCCUUGCGAGGUGAAGUCGCCGCUCUCGCCGGUGCACUUGUGGAUGAAGGGCGCCGUUGCAGUCAGCAGCUCCUUGAGCGACCGUGCAGUGAAGCUGGCGCUGCCGUUGGCGCUCCUGCGAGGGGACGCGCCGGACGCUGCGCCUCUGGCAGCACUGCUUACUCCCGAGAGCGGGCUGCUCCUCUACCGGGACCAGGAGCUCAACGGCGGCCUGAAAUGGCAGGAGGCCUUGCAGCGCUUCCUGGGAGACCAGCCGGCACUGCUGCGGGAGGCGCGGAAGCAUCUCAGCGAGGAAGGCGAACAUCUCAUGACGCUGGAAAUCCUCGAGUAGACAAAUGUCUCACGAGUGGCGCGAGGUCUUGGCGACUGUUGAUGCCAAGGUUCCCCCAUUC
This is a messenger RNA of Effrenium voratum, 3048 nucleotides long. The record is from the annotation of a GenBank genome assembly. Lineage: Eukaryota; Dinophyceae; Suessiales; Symbiodiniaceae.